This is a messenger RNA of Cydia amplana, 1304 nucleotides long. Its product is annotated as odorant receptor 33a-like. The coding region runs from base 1 to 1284 and encodes 427 amino acids. Gene Ontology annotation, cellular component: plasma membrane. Lineage: Eukaryota; Metazoa; Arthropoda; Insecta; Lepidoptera; Tortricidae. The transcript is spliced from 8 exons. Gene Ontology annotation, biological process: detection of chemical stimulus involved in sensory perception of smell; sensory perception of smell. Gene Ontology annotation, molecular function: olfactory receptor activity; odorant binding. The record is from RefSeq and is a predicted model, not a curated record.
AUGGCUUUAGAACGAGUUUUUGAAAUUUUGAAAAAGAGGUUUGCUGAUGGUGACGUCGACUCGCCUCUACAAUACAAGUACGUCAACCAACUCCAGUACAUCAUGAGCUCCAUAGGUGCCUGGCCUUACCAGCAGUUCGGGCGCCACAGACUUCAUACUAUACUAUUGCUGUAUAACCUCAUGCUGCAAGGCAUCUGUGCUCUGAUGUUCAUCCUCGGGGUGCUGUAUUGGCGGCAGAGGAAGGAAAAUAUGUCGUUUUUCGAUUCGGGACACAUAUUUUUGUGUAUGAUUUUUGAUCUUCUAGUUUUGCUAAGAUUACUGGUGGCUCGGACGAUAAAGUAUCAAGAAACUAUUAAAGAUUAUUUGCUUGAGUUCCACCUGUUCUACUUCAGGAAUCGAUCGGCUUAUGCUGCCAAGAUACACACACAGAUUCAUACCAUAUCGGGAAUAUUCAGUUUCUACGUCAUAUGUCAAAUGGCUCACGGCGUAGCAUUGUUUGUAUUCAUGCCUUGGUACAACAAUUUAAAAAAUGGCAUGUUUGGCAAGAACAGGCCUGAGAACAGCACUUUCGAGAAUUCAGCCUAUUACUAUCUACCAGAUGCCUGUUAUACGACUUUACAAGGUUACUGGAUAUUAUUCGCUUUUAAUUCUUUCACAUCCUGCAUCGUAACUAUUGGUCUUUUCGAAUUCGACCUUUUAAUCAGUCUGAUGGUUUUCCAAAUUUGGGGCCACCUUAAAGUUUUGAGACAUAACUUGUUAAAUAUGCCUCCGCCAGAAAACAGCUUAAAUGGAAUGUAUUCUAUAGAGGAGAAUAUCAAAAUCCGAGCAUUGCUGAAGGAAAUAUGUGAACAUCACAACUUGAUUAUAAAAUUCGUGAACAGAUGUUCCAACGCGUUCAGCGAGUACCUGUUCACGUUCUACCUGUUCAUGCAGUUCAUCACCUGCAUCUUGCUGUUGGAGGUAUCCUCGUUCACAGCAGACGCGCUGGCUAAGUACGGCCCCUUGACCAUCGGGAUGCAUCAGCAGUUAAUACAAGUGUCUAUACUUUUUGAAAUGUUGAACACAAAGAGCAAUCAGCUAAUCGACACCAUAUACACCAUACCGUGGGAGCAAAUGGAUACGAGGAACAGGAAAACAGUUCUGUUCAUGAUGCGCAGGAUCCAGAUCCCUGUCAGUUUGAAAGCUGGUGGAAUGGUGCCGGUCGGAGUCAACACUAUGAUGGCGGUUCUGAAGGGUUCGGUCACGUACUACAUGAUGUUGAAGGCUUUUGCUGGUGAACGGUAAAUUUGGUAAUAUAAGAGAAG